This is a messenger RNA of Medicago truncatula (barrel medic), 1192 nucleotides long. Its product is annotated as 39S ribosomal protein L46, mitochondrial. Gene Ontology annotation, cellular component: mitochondrial large ribosomal subunit. NCBI's taxonomy places the organism in Eukaryota, Viridiplantae, Streptophyta, Magnoliopsida, Fabales, Fabaceae. Gene Ontology annotation, molecular function: structural constituent of ribosome. The coding region runs from base 161 to 850 and encodes 229 amino acids. The record is from RefSeq and is a predicted model, not a curated record. The transcript has 7 exons.
UGUUUGAGGAUUUUAAGUUUUUUUUACGUGUCAUCUUGUCUUUAACACAGAGGCAACCAUUUUCCGUUGGGCUGCAUUAUCUCCUUCCCUUCACUCUAGUCAGUCUACACCACUAUCUACCUCAUUUCUGCACAUUUUCGGCGACACACACUCUUCCAGGAUGAAGAUGAUGUCAUUGGUUCGGCCACUCUUGAUGAGGCGAGGAUUCAGUACGAGCUCUGAGAAAAUGGUUGCCUCUGUGCUGUUUGAGAGAUUGCCUGUGGUUAUUCCCAAAAUUGACCCUAAUGUUUAUGCUUUUCAAGAAUUCUCGUUUCGAUGGCGGCAACAAUAUCAACGCAGAUAUCCUGAUGAAUUUCUAGACAGAUCCGAUGCAAGAGGGAAAGGUGAUUAUCAGAUUGACUAUGUGCCAGCACCGCGAAUCACCGAAGCAGACAAACAAAAUGAUCGAAGGUCACUACAAAGGGCUCUUGAUAGAAGACUUUACCUUCUUCUCUUUGGUGAUGCUUAUGGGGCUCCAAGUGGAAAGCCUGUGUGGCAUUUUCCAGAAAAAGUAUAUGAAUCAGAGGAUACCAUGCGUAAGUGUGCAGAAUCUGCCUUGAAAUCAGUCUUGGGAGAUCUUUCAAAUACAUAUUUUGUCGGAAAUGCUCCGAUGGCCCAUAUUGUUGUUCAGCCUAAAGAAGAGCAGACAGGAUCAACAUCUUUUAAGAAAUUCUUCUUCAAAUCACAAGUAAUUGCUAAAAACAAGUUCGACAUUGGCAAAGGUGAGGACUUUGUUUGGGUGACUAAGGAUGAAUUGAUGGAGUAUUUUCCUGAGCAAGCUGAGUUUUUAAACAAAAUGAUCAUUAGCUGAUGACAGUGGAGAUGGUUGUUUAAUCAAAACUAUUACCUGGUUCAUUGAAUUUUGAAAGAAGAUGAAUGUAACAGUUUACUUGGUUCAUUGAAUUUUGAAAGAAGAUGAAUGUAACAGUUUCUGGGAUCAACAAAAGGUGUUUGAAUUAAAAUUAGAUUUAACAUCUCAGUCUGAGGCCAUUAUUUAGAAACUUAUUUCUACUUGUCAGCCGGGGUGUCAGCUGUAUUUUGGCCGUAGUUUGUGCUGUAAUAACAAGUUGCCAUGGUGAUUAUGAUGUUGAGAAUAUGUUGCCCAAUUUUGUAGCUGUUGUCCAUGGAUAUAUCUUAUUAGCUAGCUCACCAA